Molecule: messenger RNA, 1810 nt
Organism: Nicotiana tabacum (common tobacco)
Lineage: Eukaryota; Viridiplantae; Streptophyta; Magnoliopsida; Solanales; Solanaceae
Product: NPL4-like protein 1
Biological process (GO): ubiquitin-dependent protein catabolic process
Cellular component (GO): nucleus
Molecular function (GO): ubiquitin binding; ubiquitin protein ligase binding
Source: RefSeq, a predicted model, not a curated record
UUCCUACUUCCUUUCUUCUUCGUCGGUCCAAUUUCCUUACAGAUUCUGAAAAAACUUCUCUUGCACUGCACUCCACCUUUAUCCUUCAAUGGUGUUUACCUAUAUUAACACCUCAAUUCCCUUAAAAUCAGCAUAAAUCUCUUAGUUUAUUGCUGUAAAUACAUAAAUUAUCAAAUUACAAGUGUUUAAUCAGCAAAGAUGAUGAUCAGAAUCAGAAGCAGAGAUGGGCUAGAACGAGUCACCAUUGACAAUCCACACGCCACAAUUUCCCAACUCAAAGCUCAAAUCGAGUCCCAGCUUCGAGUUCCGGUUCAAUCCCAAACCCUAUCUACAAAUCAGAACCUCUUGCUCGCCAAAACCCUUGACGAUUGGACCAGGUUCACCGAUAUGUCAAACCCUAAUACAACAAUCUCCUCUCUCAACUUAACCCACGGCUCGAUAGUGUACCUCGCGUACGAGGGCGAGCGGACCGUCGCCGGUCCGGCUGUCAACCCCGCCGGUUCGUUCGGUAAAAAAAUGACCAUGGAUGACCUAAUUGCAAAGCAAAUGCGAGUUACAAGACAAGAAAACCCUCACUGUGAGCUGGUUUCGUUCGAUCGCGACGCAGCCAAUGCGUUUCAGCAUUAUGUGAACGAAACCCUAGCGUUUGCCGUGAAACGCGGCGGGUUUAUGUACGGCACAGUGUCCCCUGAGGGGAAAGUGGAGGUUGAUUUCAUCUACGAGCCGCCACAGCAAGGGACGGAGGAAAGUUUGAUACUUUUACGCGAUCCUGAUGAGGAGAAAGUAGUGGAUGCGUUAGCUAUUGGAUUAGGGAUGAGGAAAGUAGGGUUUAUAUUUACACAGACAAUUAGUCAGGAUAAAAAAGAUUACACAAUGUCGACUGCGGAAGUUUUGCAGGCGGCUGAGUUACAUGCUGAGGGUGAUUUGAAGGAGUGGGUGACGGCUAUAGUGAAGCUCGAGGUGAAUGAGGAUGGCGCUGCGGAUGUACAUUUCGAGGCGUUUCAGAUGAGUGAUAUGUGUGUGAGGUUGUUUAAAGAAGGGUGGUUUGAGACAGAGGUUAAUAAGGAUGAGGUGAUUGAUCCAAAGCUUUCUAAGAUGAAGAAAGAUGUGGUGGUUGGAGUAAAGGACACUAGAGAAGUUGAUAACGACUUUUUCUUGGUCGUUGUCAAGAUUGCUGAUCAUCAGGGUCCUUUAUCAUCAUCUUUUCCUAUUGAAAACAGGAAUAUUCCAGUGAGCAUGAGAGCAUUAAAAGAUCAUUUCAAUCGAACAAAGAAUCUUUCUUUUGUGAAGCGAAUCUCAGAUUUCCAUUUACUACUGCUGCUGGCCAAAUUUUUGGACAUCAAUGCAGAUGUUCCAGCGUUGGCGGAAUGUGUGCAUACACAGACAGCUGUUCCAGAAGGUUACCAGCUCCUUAUAGAAUCCAUGGCUAGUGCCUCUUGAGCGGCAUUGCCACUUGACAAAACCAACACUGCUCAUGUAUUGCAACAAGAGAACAUCCCGGUGACAUUCAGUUCAUGGUCUGAUGGGACCUCAGUGCCCGAGUCCUAAUGCUUACGCUCUAGUGUGUGGUAAACAUGUUUGCAGUGCUGAAAUCCUCUUGUUAUAUUGACAACCAAUGUGUUUGAAUACUUUGGUUAAAUUAUACGUACUUGCUCUAGUACAACUUGUUGGAGUUAAAUUCGUGGGUUAUGGUUGUUUGCCCUUGUACUGGGAUGGCUCUCUGGUAGAGCAGACUUCGUUGACCUUAGACCCCAUAGUGUGAUUGCAUGUUUUAGUAUCCGUGGGGAAAAUUCCUUCAUCUUUUAUUUUA